GUAACAAAUUGACAACCUUUCAGCUUUCGUGGUAAUUUAUAAAGGUUUUAUCAUAGCAGCAAACAUGCCGUUUUGCCUACAGAAAGCAUUCGAACAUGUAAAAUAACUACAGUUCAAAAUCUUACUUCUAAUUGUUUUCAUUACCUUCUGUAGCCAAAAUUUAAAAUCAAAUAUGUCAUGGUAUUUGAAACAAGUUUAUCAUAGCAUUCUGUUCCUCUAGAGAACCGUUCAAUCAAAACUACAAACGUAGACUUAUGAAUGUUGUGAUAAAUUAUUCUAUAAAUGUGCUUUGUUAUUAUAAAAGGCAGGAGUAAGCCAAACGGUUUUAUCCAUAAUCAAACGGCAUUUAAGCCAGCCAGCUGAUCAGCGGCUGCCUGCUGGCCGAGUGCCAUCUUUGUUUUUGGCACAUAAUUCACAUCCCGUAAUGGCCCUCCUGCGCGAGCCAGCAAGAAUCUAUGUUUUUAACCAAAGCUAGCUCCGGGUGGAAGUUCAUCUCGGCAUUCUCCAGGCCGUGAAAGUAGAACAGAACCUGGGACGGAAUCACAAACGGGGCACUUUACGAAGCACUCACCAGUGCCACAUCAUGGAAGAGGUUCAUAGCCGGCUUCUCUAAUUGGAGGAUAAAUUGGCACUUCUCAACAACACUCUUCUAAAUAUUCAGCUACUUACCACUCGAUUCUCGAUAGCUUAAUAUGAUGACCGAUUAGAAAACGUCCAUCGUACGUAUUUUCUGCCGUUUGAUAAUCAAAUACCCAAAAUGCGGUACUUUUACCGGAAUGUAUGAUUCAAAUGUAAACAUCACAUUCCAGCUGUCAAAUUUUUCACAGGUUGCUGUUUAGUCUUCAUAUAAGUAAAAAAAUAACUAAACGGUUUUAGAUUAGCUUUUAACGUAACCAUUUAGCUUACAGGUUAUCACUACAAAUGUAAUCACAAGACAUUAUACGUUAAAUGAUGCUUUUAUGAAAGCAAACUGGAGAUGAUUGAAAAAUAGAUGUUUUCGCUGACGACAUGUUGGAUUGUUGAAUUUGUCUUGUUUGGUAAUGAUUUUCAAGCAUACUUUCAGGUGGUAUUUUUAUGUUAUAGUAAUGAUUUUGAUGAGGGCUCUUAUUUUUUCACAUCUUUACUAGCAUAUUUCACAUUAAAUUUCAUUGGGCAAUUAGAGUGGCGGCACUAUACGAUAAUAUUCACCGUGCGAAGUUUGCAAAUUUGGAACGUAUUAAUUGCAUUAUUUCUCUGGGAGUUUUGUUUUUUCUUUCAUGAUAAAUUUAUCAAGAGUAAAUAAAAUUUAUAAAUUCAGAAUAGUUUCGAUAAAAAUCAUUAUUAGUCGAUUCAGCUGAUACAACGCAUCCAAAAAUAUGAUGUGCACCUGAACGUUUACCAAACGUAUCCUUUUAACUGUACCCUUCCACUAACAACACCCAAAUCCCCGUGACGGCUAGGCCAGAAAGAAUGUAGAGGUCUCUACUUAUGUAUGUGCUUUUUAAGGUGUCCAACUAACCUUCCUUCCCCAUCCCUCGGCUGUCGCAAGGACGUGGUCAGGACAGCACUCGAUCGUUGGAGGAUUGCGUCAAUCUUGCCUAAGAGCCAGAGAUUAGUCCUAAAUCUUUGUGCUGUGGUAACGGACGGGAAGAAGGCAACACUUAUAACAGCGGUCCAGGACUGUACCACCUACGAAUUUAUGCGACGUGGUUAAUGCUAAUACUAAUGCAGUGUUGAUUUCCGCACAAAACUCGGCAACCGUGCUAAAGGUUGCGAAAAUCAUCGCAGUUUCAUGUGUCGCAUUAUGGGGCUUGGUUCAGUUUUAUAUACGGCCAGUUCUACCGGUGCUGGUCCGGAUCACUGAAAUGGCCAUAACUCCGGAACGCCUUGACCGAUCCGGACCAUUUCUCAUAGCAAACAAUGCGGUAAAAUUCCGGUUUGAUUCGAGCUUUAAUCCAAAAAAUCGGCCAAUGAGAAAUGCUUUAAAGUGAGUGAACUUUUUUGCGCACAGACAUACAUACAUACACACAUACAGACAUCAUCUUAAUUCGUCGAACUGAGUUGAUUGGUAUAUGUGACUUGACACUCCGAGCUUUCUACCGAAAAUUCGUUUUUUGAGUGAACAUAUAGCCUUUCAGUGCACUUUGGUGUACGAAAAAGGCAAAAAAAAGAAAUUUAUACGUGACGUAAAUCAUCAACGCACGUGAACCAUGACUGAACGGCAAAUCUGACUCAAUUUUACAUCCAUCAUAUGAUUGCACAAAAUGUCAACAAACUCAUCCCACCAGAUACGCAGAAACAGUUCAACAUUAAUCAUCAGCCUUUUAACUCGCUGUAAUAGCUGGGAGUUAUAGUGUGUGCUUCUCAACCAGCAGACCAGUGUUCGCAUCCAUGUCGAUAUUUUACUUUUUUUAUAGCCAACUUGUCGAUUUGGUUCUAGCGAUUGAUAGACCGAUUGUUGCUGAUGAAGGUGAUGUAAGUUUAAGUAAACGGGCUGCUCCUUUUAUGUGCAUCCAAGUGAACCUAAAUUUAUAUUAUUUUUUUCUAAGAGUGCUGAUCAUGCUUGGGCAAUUGAAAUUUGCUUUUUGAACGACUCAUGCGAUACGAAGCGAUAAUUUGAAAUAUUGCACCACCCUAAUGCUAGUCCUAAAUUGUGAACCACCACAAGCAUAUAAAACGCGGUUGGGAUAGCUUUUUCUGUCAAACAUUCAGUGCUACCAGCGAGAUCGUUCGAGAGCAGACUCAAAAUGAAAGGAUUUUCGAUAAUGCUACUUUUCAUCGCUGCACUUGACGGAAUAGCAACAUUCACUGCUAAUAUAAAUAAACGCGACCAAAAUGCGGUUGACAUUCGCGAUUUCCAUUGGCCAGGUGAUGCUGAUUGGAUGAGAAAAAUUCCAGAUGAAAAUUUUCUAUUUUUUAUUGACGCCGUGGUGGACAUUCUGCCGCAAAAUUUUACUAAUCAGUUUAAGAAAUGCCAUUCUACCGUAUUUUAUGGUGGAGAUGUUAAAACAAUUCAUAUAAACCCCAAAUUAGUCAACGUUGUAUUAGAGCGAACGUCUACUAAAAAUGUAACAAUUGAAGGCGGUAGGUUCUACCAGCUAGAAAGAUUGCAGUGUUCGGAAACGCACCUGAAAAGUGUUCCAGAGAACAUUAAUCAACUGAAAAAAUUGAAAUAUUUAAUUCUGACGCACAACUUAAUAGAAACAGUUCAACUUGACCUGCUUAAUGGGUUGGAUAAUUUAAUAGGUAUUCUUCUGUACGGCAAUUACAUCAAGCACAUAUACAGUCAUGGUUUGGUGAGUUUGCCAUCACUAACUUCUUUCCAUCUUCAAAACAAUCAAAUGAAACAUUUAGACGUAUGCAGUUGGAGCAUGCCGUCGCUUUUCGAACUUCUUCUUGCUGGUAACAAGUUGACACAUUUCGCAAUCAACCAUUUCAGCGGGCUGAAACGUGUCACUAUGGCUAGAAACCCAAUAAACUGUGCAUGGGAAAAUAGUUUACUACUAAAAGACAAAUCAGAUAUAAAAUUCGAAGACGGACUAUCUUGCGAUAAAGAAAGCGAGGGUGUCUUUGUAUUGGAUUGUCCAUCGAAUUUUGAUUCCAGGUUAGCCGUAAUUGAACAAACAGUAUUGAACAACAGCCAACAAUUUGCUGCUAUCAACAAAAAAAUUCAAAAUAUAGAGGAAUUGCUGAAAAAUCUUAGUGGAAAGGUAAUCGAGCAGCGAAAUGUCUCCAACGAUAUAAUCGAGGCCUUUUAUAGGUCAGAAAUUGAGAGAACGUCUCAAACCAAGAGAAAUACAUAAUCUUCGCGGAAAAUAAGUUCUCAUAGUUAGAUUUAAUUUAGCUGACUUGUCCUAUGUUCUUUCAAAUUAUGUACAAACAUAUUUAUAAAAAUAUAUUUAUAUAAUAUAUACAAAAAAGCA
Messenger RNA from Aedes albopictus (Asian tiger mosquito), 3902 nucleotides. Its product is annotated as leucine-rich repeat and IQ domain-containing protein 4-like. Lineage: Eukaryota; Metazoa; Arthropoda; Insecta; Diptera; Culicidae. The record is from RefSeq and is a predicted model, not a curated record. The coding region runs from base 2727 to 3782 and encodes 351 amino acids. The transcript is spliced from 2 exons. Gene Ontology annotation, molecular function: protein binding.